AUGACUACUAUUGCCAGUAAUGACAAUUUUGAUCAUCAACAAGGCCAUCGAAAGCAGAACGGACAAGAAUCUGUUGUAUUAUUCAUGGUAAACAGUCACCGUAGUACUGUGAUACUCUUCAUGGUGAAUAGUGAUCGCGCCCUGUUGAUGGUGACCAGUCACAAGAAAGAAGGGAAGUUCUGGAAGCGCCUCCUCUCCUCCUCCGACGUCCCCCAGCGCCUCACCCCCGAUGCUGUCACCUCCCUUCUUAAUCUCACCGCCGGUCACCCGAUCCACCCAAAGCUUCUCCUUGACUUUUUCUACUGGUCUUCUCUCAACCUCCAGAGUUCUCCUCAGAGCUUGGCCUCUUUCUCUUCGCUUGCUGUUGUUCUAUCCAAUUCGAAUCUUUUAGGACCGUUGAAUGGAUUGUUGGAGAACAUGAUCAAGACCCAUCAAAACCCUUCUCUUAUUUUCGCUUCUAUUGCUGAUUCUUUUGCGAAAUCCCCCAGUUCGAAUUCUGUUGUGUUUGACGUGUUGAUUGAUACUUUUAAGAAGAUGGGUCUGCUUAAAGAGGCUUCGGAAGUUGUCUUUUUGAUGAAAGGUGGAAGCUUGACGCCUGGCCUGCGCUGCUUGAAUUCACUGCUGAAGGAUUUGCUGAGAUCGAAUAACAUGGGUUUGUUCUUCCAAGUGUUUGAUUUUAUGCGCGAGUCGAAUUUGGGUCUUGACGCUUAUACUUUUUCUAGUUUGAUUGCUGCUUAUUUUAGGGUGGGAGAUGUUGAUGCUGCGAGGAGGGUGCUUGAGGAAAUGGGGGAAAAGGGCGUGAGCCCGAAUUCGGUGAUCUAUAACACCUUGAUUACUGGAUUUUGUCGGGUUGGAGCUCUUGGUGAUGCUUUUGAGUUGAAGAAGGAGAUGGUGGACAAGGGUUUGGUAGCCGAUAGUUUUACGUAUGGCGCAUUGAUUAAUGGAAUGUGUAGAGAUCACAAGUCUAGCCAAGCAAGUAUGCUGCUUGAUGAAAUGUCUAGACUGGGUUUAAAUCCUGGUAUUGUUGUGUAUUCUUCUUUGAUUGAUGGGUUUAUGAGAGAAGGAAAAAUUGAUGAGGGUUUUAGAGUAAGGGAUGAGAUGGUAGCAUCUGGGAUUCAGCCAAAUAUCAUCACUUACAAUAAUCUUAUUAAUGGAGUUUGCAAGAUGGGAAGGAUUGACAAGGCACAUGAGCUCUUGAAGGAGAUGGUCGACAUUGGUUGGGAGCCCGAUGUAAAGACGUAUAAUCUAAUCAUUGAAGGCCAUUUCCGGGUGAAGGAUCCUCAAGGAGCUUUAGCUUUGUGGAAACAGAUGAAGAGUCAGAAUGUACCUCCUAAUCUGUUCACUUUCGGCAUGGUAAUCAAUAGACUCUGCAGAGAAGGUAUGGUUAAGGAGGCUUGUGAAAUGUUGGACACAAUGAACACAUUGAAGGUAGUUCCCGAUGAGUUCUGUUAUAGUUCUCUUAUAAGCAGCCUUUGUAAGGCUGAGAAGAUGGAAGAAGCAAGGUGUUACUUCUACCAAAUGAAUGAAAGAGGGCUUUUGCCAAACUCAUUCACUUACGGAACUCUCAUUAGUGGAUUUAGUAAGGUCGGAGAGAUGAGCGAGGCGGAUAAAUAUUUCCAAGAGAUGCUUUCUAGAGGUUUGAAGCCAAACGAUUUCAUUUAUACGGCACUCAUUGAUGGAUACUGCAAGGUAAACAACUUCGCCAAGGCUUUCUCGACACUUCACUUUGUGUUGGAGAAGGGUAUUUUGCCAGAUAUUCAGACGUACAGUGUGCUAAUCCAUAAUCUUUCAAAGAGGGGUAAGAUGCAAGAGGCUUUACAGGUCUUUUUUGAGCUGGAGGAGAAAGGCUUGGUCCCUGAUGUAUUUACAUAUAGCUCCCUUAUCUCUGGCUUCAUAAAGCUUGGUGAAGUAGAAAAGGCUCUAAGUCUUCACGAUCAGAUGUCCGUCAAAGGCGUUGAGCCUAAUAUAGUCACGUAUAAUUCUAUUAUUGAUGGCCAUUGCAAGUCAGGUGAUGUUGAGGAUGCUAGAAAGCUUUUCAAGUUCAUCACUGAGAAAGGAUUGGUUCCAAACGCUGUGACCUAUACUGUAAUGAUUGAUGGGAACUGCAAAUCAGGAAAUCUGGUAGAGGCUUUUGCUUUAUUUGACGAAAUGGUGGCUAAGGGAAUCCCCACAGAUAAGUUCGUGUACAAUACUCUCAUAGGCGGUUGCUGCAAAGCUGGAAACAUGGAGAGAGCUUUCGAGUUGUUUGAUGAGAUGUUGGCAAAAGGCUUUGCUACUGUUCUUACUUUCAACACUUUGAUUGAUGGCUUCUGCAAGCUGAGGAAGCUAGAACAAGCUAGCCAAUUGCUUCAAGUGAUGCUGGAGAAAGAAAUCAUGCCUACUAAUGUGACUUUUACAACCUUGAUUGACGGCUACAGCAAGGAAGGAAAUAUGGAUGAGGCGUGCCGGUUACUCGUAGAGAUGCAGGAGAGGAGACUGAUGCCUAAUGCCAUCACUUACACUUCUCUUAUAGAUGGGCAUUGUAGGGUAGGCGACAGAACGAAGGCGUUUGCUUUAUUUGAAGAGAUGAUAGCCAGAGGAAUAUUGCCCGAUCAAAUAACUUACCAUGUGAUGACUGAUGCAUACUGUAAAGAAGGUAACUUGGUUGAGGCCUUCAAGUUAAGGGAUGCCAUCCUAGAGAGAGGUAUGUCAAUGAAUUGUACCACAUAUCUUGCACUUUUAAAUGGCCUUGUCAGUAAGAAAGACUUUUGCAAAGCAUUGGGAGUGAUUAGUGAAAUGAAAGAGCAAGGACUCGAGCCUUCUGAUUCUCAAUGUCUUAUGCUGAUAAAGGAUCUCAUAUCAAAAGGGUUUCUGGAUGAAGCUAAACAUCUUAUGAAGGUGAUGGUGGAUAGUAGCUGGUUGUCUGAGGAAAAAUGCGCCAGUUUAAUGUAAUCUAGAUGAAGCGUGUUUCAUUGGUCCCCGGAAAUUAUCAGAAAAAAGCACAUGGCUGUAGCCUCAAAGGCAAAUGUUGAGAGCUUUGUGAUCCGAAAACUUGCUUUUACUUGAAUGAUGGUUGCAUGUAACUCCUUGCAUCUUCGAUAAUUUGGCGACGAAAAUUGCGCUC
This is a messenger RNA of Asparagus officinalis (garden asparagus), 3103 nucleotides long. Its product is annotated as pentatricopeptide repeat-containing protein At1g63330. NCBI's taxonomy places the organism in Eukaryota, Viridiplantae, Streptophyta, Magnoliopsida, Asparagales, Asparagaceae. The record is from RefSeq and is a predicted model, not a curated record. Bases 1 to 2931 code for a protein of 976 amino acids. The transcript has 2 exons. Gene Ontology annotation, molecular function: protein binding.